Molecule: messenger RNA, 3012 nt
Organism: Thamnophis sirtalis
Lineage: Eukaryota; Metazoa; Chordata; Lepidosauria; Squamata; Natricidae
Source: RefSeq, a predicted model, not a curated record
AGGCAUAACCCUCCAGGCAGAAAGCAAAAAGGAAUAUGAGGAGUGGAUAAGUGCAAUCAACAACAUUUCACGACAGAUCUACCUGACCGACAACCCAGAAGCAGUUGCCAUUAGGUUAAAUCAGACAGCACUGCAAGCUGUGACUCCAAUCACGAGCUUUGAAACAAAGCAGGCUGGUCACCCCUCCAGCCAGGAUGGGAGGUGCAUGGAUAUUCUGAAUGACCAGACAGUUCCAGAGGAGUCUGCUGAAGCUCUCAUCCCCAUGGAGUUAAUUGCACCUGGAACUCCCAUUCAGUUUGACAUUGUGCUUCCUGCAACGGAGUUCCUAGAUCAGCACAGGGGCGGAAGACGUACCAAUCCUUUUGGAGAAUCUGAAGAUGGCGAGAAAGAGGAUGAAACAGAUUCACUCCUGCAGCACAUGUUUGUAGUUCGGUUUUUAGGCUCUAUGGCUGUCAGAUCUGACCACACAGUGGAGGUGAUCUAUGAAGCAAUGCGGCAGGUGUUGGCAGCUCGGGCGAUUCAUAAUAUUUUCCGUACAACUGAAUCUCACCUCUUGGUCACCAGCAAUGACCUGAAAUUGAUAGAUCCUCAAACCCAGGUUACAAGAUCAAAUUUUGAACUAGCCAAUGUGACACAGUUUGCUGCUCACAAGGAAAACAAGAGGCUGUUUGGGUUUGUGGUUUGUGUCUCUGAAUUGUCAGGUGAAGACGGCAUGAGUGCUUAUGUGUUUGAGAGUAACACUGAAGGUGAAAAGAUUUGCUAUGCAAUAAAUCUGGGGAAGGAAAUCAUUGAGGCUCGAAAGGAUCCAAAAGCCCUAGCUCAAUUAAUAUCAUCCAUGCCUCUUACUAACGAUGGAAAAUUCAAGUUACUGAAUGAGCAAUCAGAAGAAGACAACGCUGUACAUGGAGAAGAACAGGAAUCGGAAGCAUAACUUAUAAUUUCUCUCAGAUGGAGAUGAUGGUGCCCAUAAGAGAGUGUGCCCUGUGCUCUCAGCUGUGGUCCAACAUAGGUGGGCUAGAGGAAACAUAAGAGAUAAGAACUUGAUCCAAAUAUUUGGUAUAGAAACUGACAGACUUUUAAAAAUUCUUCCUUAGUACCAAGCCAUCUUGAAUACUGAUGGGAGGACCACAAAGUCAUCACUACCACCAGCAAAGAGUUAAUUCCUCAUGAGCAUGCAUUCAUAAAAUUUAUAAAUAAAUACACACCUGUUUCACAUAAUUCUACUAGCAAUAGUAGAGCGGAAGAAAUUUCACAUGCCACAAAGUUUCUGAAAGUCUGAAUUAAAAUACAGAGGCACUUCACAGAAAAAAAUAAUAUUUUGCAUCUUAAGCAAAAUAGAUAGGAGAAUUUAAAUGUUUGGAAUAUAGUUUAGAUAGCAGAAUUGAAGUGUUGGAUUAUAAUCUCAGUGAUAAAUACUUUAUUUGCUCCUAUUUGCAUACCUUUUAAAAAGUAAUGGGAAAGCUAUUUUAAACUCGGCUAUUUAGAAAGCUAUUCAAUAACAGUUUCUACUAAUAUUUAUUUUUGUACUUUUAUCUGAGUUAAGCUUUCAAAAUUAAGUGCCUAAUUUGUGAUAAAACAAAUAACUCGAGCGAAUAGAAAAUAGAAGGACCAGAAAACAAGUUAGACCUAUUAUGAAUCUCAGUUAUUUACCUAGGCUGAAGGAAAGAUGAGCCAGUGGUUGUCACUGCUAUUCAAAUAAGCCUGUUAAAGGCUAACCUUUUUGCACUGUUCUGUAAGACGAGAUAAUGGCUUUCCUACUUUUACAUGAAAGUUUACAAAAUUGAUAGAAGAGGGACUCCAUUCCUCAGACAAAACAAUUUUUUCAAACCUAGAUAUAAGCAGCACCAAAAGCAUUUUCACACUGCCCUGGGAAAAGCAGUUUCUUCAGAAAGAAGAUCAAGCUAGCCAGUGCUUAUACCAUCUUCUUUAUUUGACAUUCUACCUUGUGCGGCCAGCACAAAUUUGGAAAAAUAUCUGUUUUGUCAGCUUUAGGGUUACUCUUUUAAAUUAUAAACACAUUGUAAGUAAAUUACAAUGAUAGCUGAAUCUCAUGAAGAAUUUUAUCUGUCUUUGUUUAUAUGAUGUUUCAAUAUUAAAAACAAGGUCCACAUCUUGCACUUCAAGAGUUUCAGCAAUAAAGUAAGAGCCUGAAAAAUAGGUGAGAAUUUAUGUGAAUUACAGUACGGGACAUGUUAUGAUUUAGUCACAUCUUAAGAUUUUUAAACCAGAAGGCUAGAAAAAUACCAAUAGAUUUUCUGAAAGAAUAUUGUACCGAAGUUUUCUGUAUUAAUGAUAUUCAAAUUGUUCUACUUAGUACAAUAGAUAUAAGCAGAUCAAAUCAUUUAAGUGCAAUAAGCUUAUAAUGGCUGAAUCUGCUCCCAGGUUAAUAUUACCAUCCAAUCUAGUUGAUAUAAACUAUAUGCAGUGAAACAGAAACGGAUAAUUUGACUGCUUUAGAGUAGGCCUGUCAAAACUGGCGGCCCCCAGGUUGGAUAUGGCCCACGCAGGCCACACUCAUGCCGGCUCUGCAAAGCAAAAAACAUUGUGAUACUUCACAAUAUGCCCAAGUUUGAUACCCCUGUCCUAGAGGUUGAAGCAGAAGGUAUUGUUGAGAUUCCACACAAAGGUAUCUUACUGGUGAUCCAUCCAUAAAUGAAGAACUAUUAGAACUGACUGACAAUGAUUACAUUUAAGCAAGUAUACGUCACUGUUUUUGUUAUCCAUUAGGAAGAACGUGGGGCACAUUUCUAAAGGAAAUUUAUUUCAACACAUUACCACAGAAUAAAUUCUAUUUCAGUUUGCCCCAUGUAGUUGAUUAAAUCAAUCCUAGCGUUCUCGCUUAGCUGUAGAUUGAAGUAUCUACAUUGGCAAACCAUGAAAGAUACAGCAUUCAAGGAAGUCAAAACAUUCCAGGCUUGUGACCACUAUAUACAAAUCCAUUUUUUUUCCAAAGUUGCAUUUAUUAACAUUAUGUACAGAAUAUCUAACAGAAUAAAGUAUUGAGGUAACAGG